Molecule: messenger RNA, 1475 nt
Organism: Stegastes partitus (bicolor damselfish)
Lineage: Eukaryota; Metazoa; Chordata; Actinopteri; Pomacentridae
Gene: acat1
Product: acetyl-CoA acetyltransferase 1
Exons: 11
Coding region: 86-1231 (381 amino acids)
Biological process (GO): fatty acid beta-oxidation
Cellular component (GO): mitochondrion
Molecular function (GO): acetyl-CoA C-acetyltransferase activity
Source: RefSeq, a predicted model, not a curated record
UGAUUGGCUGAGGCGUUUAUCCCUCCGCUGCUGAAGGUGAAGCGGCUCCCAGUGUUUGAGCUCCUGUCUUGACUCCCGCUCCAAAAUGUCAUCCAGCGGACUUUUAAACACGAACGCUCGGCUCUGUAAACGCCUGGCUCACAAGUACCUCUCAAGAACCUACACAUCUCGUCCUUCACUCAAUGAAGUCGUCAUUGUCAGCGCAGUCCGCACUCCAAUGGGCUCCUUCAGAGGCAGCCUGGCAGCAGUUCCAGCCACCAAACUGGGCUCCAUUGCCAUAAAGGGAGCUGUAGACCAAGCAGGAAUCACUCCUGAAGAGGUGAAGGAGGUCUACAUGGGCAACGUGCUGCAGGCAGGAGAAGGACAAGCUCCUACGAGGCAGGCCCUGCUCGGAGCAGGUUUGACUCUUGGCACUCCAGCAACAACCAUCAACAAAGUCUGUGCAUCUGGAAUGAAGUCCAUCAUGAUGGCAGCCCAGAGUCUAAUGUGUGGACACCAGGAUGUGAUGGUGGCCGGAGGCAUGGAGAGCAUGUCCAAUGUCCCCUAUGUGAUGGGCAGAGACACCCCCAGCUACGGAGGAGUGAGGAUGGAAGACCUCAUCGUCAAAGAUGGACUCACUGAUGUCUACAACAAGUUCCACAUGGGCAACUGCGCAGAGAACACAGCCAAGAACAGUGAGAUCACCAGAGAGGAGCAGGACGCUUACGCCAUCGCUUCAUACAGCCGCAGCAAAGCAGCGUACGAGUCAGGCCUGCUGGCCAAAGAGAUCGUACCAGUCAGCAUCCCCCAGAGAGGAAAGCCUGAUGUGGUCGUGUCCGAGGACGAGGAAUGGAGGCGAGUCGACUUCAGCAAAGUCCCCAAACUGAAGGCUGUGUUCCAGAAGGAGAAUGGCACGGUGACGGCAGCCAAUGCCAGCACACUGAACGAUGGAGCUGCUGCUCUGGUGUUAAUGACGGCAGAAGCUGCAAAGAGACUCAACGUCACUCCACUGGCCCGGGUCGUCUCUUUUGCCGACGCUGCAGUGGCCCCCAUUGAUUUCCCCAUCGCUCCUGCGUUCGCUGUACCAAAGGUGCUGGCGGCAGCAGGGCUGAAGAAGGAGGACAUCUCCAUGUGGGAGAUCAACGAGGCCUUCAGCGUGGUUGUGCUGGCCAACAUCAAGAUGCUGGACAUCGACCCCGCUAAGGUCAACGUCAACGGAGGAGCGGUUUCCCUGGGACAUCCCAUCGGGUAAGCAGCUGAGAGGGACAGUCUGGAUUGGAGGGACGAGAAUAGAAGUGCUUCACUCAUCCCAGAAGGAGAUGAGCUGAGGUGACCAAUGAGGUGUGUCCUGUGUUCUAAACAUCUCUGCUGUUUCUUCUGCCUCUCCCUCCUCUCUGUGAUGCAGAAACAGAUUUUUGUUUUAGUGAUCCAAUAAAGUAGGAGACAGAGAAUCAAGUAUACAGGUUAAUCCAUAUUCAAACCUUUCCCACGACAUC